Molecule: messenger RNA, 1712 nt
Organism: Bactrocera neohumeralis
Lineage: Eukaryota; Metazoa; Arthropoda; Insecta; Diptera; Tephritidae
Gene: List
Product: sodium-dependent nutrient amino acid transporter 1
Exons: 9
Coding region: 60-1493 (477 amino acids)
Biological process (GO): sodium ion transmembrane transport
Cellular component (GO): membrane
Molecular function (GO): L-amino acid transmembrane transporter activity
Source: RefSeq, a predicted model, not a curated record
GUGUCGCUGCUGGCCAAGUUCUCGCAACUGGCGCCUCGAUCACUUACUAUUCCAGCAUAAUGGCAUUGACUUUACGCUUUCUAAUUGCCUCCUUCUCCACGGUGCUGCCUUGGAGUUACUGUCGCGAGGAGUGGGGCGACAGCUGCCUCAACGAAACGGCGUCAACAGGGGUUAACGGUACUCAAAUGAUCGUCUCGAAAAUGUCGUCAGCUGAAUUGUACUUCCAGAAGGAAAUUUUACAUGAACAAGAUGACAUUUUCCAUGGACUUGGCAUGCCCAAUUGGGAGUUGGUCGGCUGCUUGGCGGUGGCAUGGUUUAUUAUUGGUGGCGUGUUGAUAAGAGGCGUCAAAAGUUCCGGAAAAGCUGCCUACUUUCUUGGUGUCUUCCCAUACGUGGUCUUGUUGGUACUGCUGUUACGUGCUGUUACACUACCCGGCGCCAUGGACGGCAUCAUUUAUUUUUUCAAGCCACAAUGGUCGGAGCUACUGAAUCCUCUGGUCUGGUAUGCCGCAGUCACACAAGUUUUCUUCUCAUUGGCCAUCUGCUUCGGCACCUUGAUCACUUACGCGUCGUACAACAACUUUUCACGCAACGUCUACAAAGAUAUUGUGAUCAUUACCACGAUGGAUUCUUGCUCCUCCAUCAUCGCCGGCUGCAUCACAUUCGGCAUACUCGGCAAUUUGGCCUUCAAAACUGGCGCAGCCGAUGUGGCUAGCGUGGUUAAGGGUGGCGCUGGCUUGGCUUUCAUCUCGUAUCCCGAUGCCAUAGCGAAAUUCGAAUUCAUUCCACAGGCAUUCGCGGUUCUUUUCUUCCUCAUGCUAUUCGUCUUAGGUAUCGGCAGCACGGUCGGCAUGGGCUCUUGCAUUGUACGUGUGAUACGUGAUCGUUGGGUGCGUGCGCCGAACUGGACGCUGGCGUUGAGCCUGGCUGUGUUGGGUUUCGCCGUGAGCAUUGUCUAUAUGACACCGGGUGGACAGUUUGUGUUGAAUUUGGUGGAUUUCUAUGGUGUUUCCUUUACGGCGCUAAUUUUAGCGAUCGGCGAAUUAUUGGCCGUCGGUUGGGUGUAUGGCGUGAAGCGUUUCUGUGCCGACAUUGAAUUCAUGAUUGGCUUGAAAACCGGCAUUUACUGGCGCAUCUGCUGGGGUCUCAUAACACCGGGUCUAAUGCUGGCUGUGCUCAUUUAUACGCUCAUCGAUUUGAAGCCGUUGACAUAUAAGAAUGUCGACUAUCCACGGAUUGCGCACGUUUUCGGCUGGUGUUUGUCCGCUAUUGGCCUCUUGCAAAUACCGGGUUGGGCUCUAUACAGCAUCUGCAAGCAGUCAAAAUCCGCUGGUUUGCUUAAAAAAUUCAAGGCCGCCGCUGCACCUGCAAAUGCUUGGGGUCCACUGGAGAAAACUAAGCACGAAGAGUAUGUGAAUCAACGCCGCAAAUUUGAACUGCAAGCAAAGCAGCGAACAAUUUUACAAAGCGCUUAUGAUAAUUUGUUUGGUUAGGUUACCAUUUGUGUAUGAAAAUUGUAUUUCUUUAUUAAUAUCUACGAUUUACGCAAUUAUUGUUUGCUUUUAUUUAAAAUAAUAUUUUAAAAUAAGUGUUUAACAAAAGUCUUGCAUAAAUGGCAUAAAUGUUAAUUUCAGCUUAGAAUGUAUGUAUGUGUGUUUGUAGUUCACAAUUCGCCUUGCAGCAAAUAAAUAUGUAUGUACGUAUAAAGAAAG